ACGGAGCUGUCUGUGGACAAUACGUUUAAAUGUCCUUGCAGAGUUAACAUUGAUCAAUUAUUAAAUAUUUAAAGUCCAACUAUUUCUCAAUCAUAACAACGUGUAUUGCGUUUUGUUUAUGUUGAAGGUCAAUAGAAACCUAUGUUCCGGUGAGUUUACUUGUGAGACUUGGUCCAUGCUAGUGUUUAUAUAUUGGUUUUAGCUACUACUCUCGGCUUUCCAUAAGUUUCUGAGUGUUUCAGAAGAUGGCUAACGUACAGAUCUACCCCGCGGAUUCUUCCAAUCCGACGGAUUCUGUUAUGGAUCCACCCCCGGUCUACACCGCCAAUGAUGUAGCUCAAAACGAUCCGCCACCAUCCUAUGAUUCUCUCUUUGGAAAGUUUAAACAGGCAAAGGCAGAAUCGACAGGAAAUGUGGACUUUGCCAGAAAAUGUUGUUCAAUAUGCACCGGUUCAGUGAUAUUCAUUGUGAUUUUAGCCCUAUUGUUGGGAUAUCCUAUAGCUAUGAUUGUAAUGGGUGCGAUAUACCUAGACGACUGCCCCGCCCAGAGACUGAUUCCAAUAUACCUAAUAGUGGACGGCGUCUUCACCUGUAUCUCCAUCUUGUACGGGUUACUGAAAAGUGCCCUAAAGGACAAAGAGAAGGAGGGAGAGGGAGAUGGAAAGAACAAAGACAAGCCAAAGUCUAAAGGAAGGAAGGCCGGCGACUGCCUAGAGUCCCUCAUCAACACAUUCCUCUUCGCAUGGUUCAUUUGUGGGAAUGUCUUUACGUACAAUUUGGACUGGGUUUCCUCUCCCGUAACGGCCAAGAACUAUUGCGACCCCACCAUUUAUUAUUUCUGUUUCUGGACCAUCACCGUGACAUAUAUAUUGGUCGGAGUGAUUGUUCUGGUAGCUUGCUGCAUAUGUGUCUGUGCAUGUGUUGCUGCCUCAAAAAAAUAACAUGCAAUUGACGGUUUCGUCGAUGUAGUAAUAUUGUACAAAUAUGUAAACAAUUAUGGGACGAAAUUGGGGGAGGGGGGUAUAGUAAAGGGGCAAGGAUGAGAGAAAGGGUGGAAAAGUGAGAUAAUGGCGGGGGAGGGGUUAGUGGAGGGAUACCGCAGAAAGAAAGGGAAAGGAAGAAUGUAUCCCAUGUUUAUCUCCAAUUGUAUCUUUGUUGACUGAAUUAUAAGUCAUCAAAUUUUGUACUCUGCAAUUUGUGCAGAACGGAAAUAACGAACGUUUUCUCAGCAAUUAAUUGUUAUUCCUUUUAGUUGUUGAAUAUUUUAUAUACAUGUAUAUAGUACAGCUUCUGUUUACGAUCAACAUCAUGUGAUCUGCUUAUGAGAUUUUAAAAUAAUAUAUAUUGUUUAUAUUUUGCAAGUAGAAACAAAAAUAUAAGCAGGAAAUGGUAGUGAUCUUUCGGUUUAUCUGUAUAUACCGGUAUGCAAAGAGACUAGUAGAGUAAAUUUCUGUUAUUAUAUUUCGGGUCAAAUGAAGACAAACAAAGGUCAGAUUCAAUUAUUGAUUUGAAAAUAUAUUGGUCACAAAUCAAAAGUAGUGAACAUUCCAUUUUACACAUUAAGUCCACUAGUUUCAGGUUGAUUUUCUCUGUUUUCAUUUGUUACAAAUACUCAUGAUUAAGGACAUCGCCUCAAACCACGCAGUCCAGAGUCUGCUCAGCGCACUCUCCGGAUAUGGAGGGGCUCGUACAUCUAGACCGUGGUUUGUGACGAUAAACCACGGGUGUGUGCUGUGAUAUAUACAAUUAAGUGGACUGUUUGGAGAGAUUUCCUUUUUUUUGUUAUUAUUGGUAUUAAUAAAACAUUUAUUUUA
Molecule: messenger RNA, 1814 nt
Organism: Saccostrea cuccullata (small rock oyster)
Lineage: Eukaryota; Metazoa; Mollusca; Bivalvia; Ostreida; Ostreidae
Product: transmembrane protein 272-like
Exons: 5
Coding region: 246-941 (231 amino acids)
Source: RefSeq, a predicted model, not a curated record